Molecule: messenger RNA, 1587 nt
Organism: Dama dama (fallow deer)
Lineage: Eukaryota; Metazoa; Chordata; Mammalia; Artiodactyla; Cervidae
Gene: MARCHF2
Product: membrane associated ring-CH-type finger 2
Exons: 5
Coding region: 166-903 (245 amino acids)
Biological process (GO): protein ubiquitination
Molecular function (GO): zinc ion binding; ubiquitin-protein transferase activity
Source: RefSeq, a predicted model, not a curated record
CCGGACGCAGGUACCGGCCAGAGCGGACCUAGCGGCGCUGACCGGCCGGGCCGGGACCAGGGCCCGGGCGAGCGGAGGGGCCUGCGCGGCCGCCCGGCCCGGCCGCGGAUCAGGCUCCUGGGACCAUGGGCCUUGGGCCCUGAGGACACGGGGCUCCCUGUGGCCAUGACGACGGGUGACUGUUGUCACCUUCCCGGCUCGCUGUGUGACUGCUCUGACAGCCCUGCCUUCUCCAAGGUCGUGGAGGCCACGGGCCUCGGGCCACCCCAGUAUGUGGCCCAGGUGACUUCAAGGGAUGGCCGGCUCCUCUCGACCGUCAUCCGGGCCUUGGACACACCAAGUGAUGGCCCCUUCUGCCGGAUCUGCCAUGAGGGGGCAAAUGGGGAGAGCCUGCUGUCUCCGUGUGGGUGCACUGGCACGCUGGGCGCGGUGCACAAGAGCUGUCUGGAGAGGUGGCUUUCCUCGUCCAACACCAGCUACUGCGAGCUGUGCCAUACGGAGUUUGCAGUGGAGAAGCGGUCCCGAUCUCUCACAGAGUGGCUGAAGGACCCGGGGCCUCGGACAGAGAAGCGGACGCUGUGCUGUGACGUGGUGUGCUUCCUGUUCAUCACUCCACUGGCCGCUAUCUCAGGCUGGCUGUGCCUGCGGGGAGCCCAGGACCACCUUCGGCUCCACAGCCAUCUGGAGGCCUUGGGGCUGAUCGCCCUCACCAUCGCCCUCUUCACCAUCUAUGUCCUCUGGACACUGGUCUCAUUCCGCUACCAUUGCCAGCUAUACUCCGAGUGGAGAAGGACCAACCAGAAAGUGCGCCUGAAGAUGCAGGCUGAUGGCUCCGAGGGCAGCCAGCACUGCCCGCUGGCGGCCGGCCUCCUGAAGAAGGUGGCUGAGGAGACACCUGUGUGAAGGCCAGGCCAGCCUUGCUGGCUGGGCCAGAGGCAGCUGGCAAUGCCCUGGUGUUCAGAAGGACAGAAACUGCCUGACCCUUCCCGCACGGCCGGAAUGCUUCUCAGUCCAAGAGGCACUGAGCGGAGGAGCCGAUUCUGUGAUUCCUGAGUAAAGCUGUUUUCAGAUUGAUUUUGCACACUCUCGUACACAAGGAUGAUGAACGGACAGACGUGGUCCCCAAGCUUCAGAUGGAGCGGGCACCCUGAUCUCAUUCCGAAGUCUCCCUGGCCCCUCCUGGGCCACCAGUUGCGACCAGAGGCAAGUCUUGGAUGCCCAUCAGGCCGGGAGGCUCUGCAGGCUUCUUGCACUUUCCUGUACCUGGCAGGCUCGCUUUCCAGGCACCCUUGACUUUAUAACGUUGCACCGCAUUUCAGAACACCCCCCCAGCCAAAUGAAUAAAAGGAGCCCCUUAUUGGACAAAACGGACUUGUCACAUUUCUGAGGCCUCAAAGAGAGGGGCCUGGGACCGAGAUGGGUCAGGGACUACCCAGAGGUAACAGUGGCAACAGCAGAUGCUCCCGACUGAUUUGAGACAUCCAUUGUGAAAUGCAGGGCUAGAAGCAGUGUCUGAGUUUUCCAGGGACAAGCAGGUGGGAGGGCUACGUAUUAAAUGAUUUAAAAUAAAUAUACAUGAGAAGAAUA